CCCGGCCCAGACAUACCCCCAACCUGCCGAGACUACGCGCUGGGCCCCAUAUCCGAGAAUUUCCUUCACCAAGAAAACAAGAAAAAUAUCCGGGAAAUCUGGAGUCAUCGUCGUGUCGCGUGCCGGCCGCGCUUCCCUUCCCUUCUCCGUGCUGUGCCGCCCACACGACUCUCUCCUCUCUCCUCUCUCGCACCGACGAACGGAGCCAGCCAAGCGAGCAAGCAGCUCCCCGACGACUCAGCCGGCGAGGAUGGAAAUGUUGUUCAGCACCUUUCUCGGUGAUUCAGCAUCUUCAGAGAACUUUUUUGGUCAUCCGGAUGUUGAGAGGUGCCCAUUCCUGAAGAACAUCGAUGGAGCUACAACUUUUUCAUUUUCUUCUGCUUUGCCAGUAGCGGCCCGAGGAGGCAAGGGUCCAAUCUUUGAGGAUGGACCUGGCUUUGAAUCAGCAUUCAAGCUUUUCCAUGGAAAGGAUGGGAUAGUCCCCCUCUCAGGAAGAUCAUAUGUGCCCGAUGAGAACCGCAGUGAGGGCGUUGAUGUCCAGCCUGAACCUGCUCUGCCAUUUAAUCCGUUGGCUGCUAGAGCUGCUACAAUAAGUCUGUCAGCGUUUGGUCCAUUCGGUUUUAACUUCUUCAAUGGCAAGGGCAAAAAGCAGAACAAGAAGCCCAACAAUCUUGACCAGUCUCAGAAGAAGCCCAACAACCCGGAUAAAAAUUUGAAGAAAGGAGGCAACCCACCGUCACACGAGGCAUUGAGCGACGAAUGGCUAGAAAAUGGUCAGUGUCCACUUGCCAGGUCUUAUCGGGCAAUGAGUGGUGUUUUGCCCCUUGUUGCCAAGGCCUUACAGCCACCGGCUGGUAUGAAGAUCAAGUGCCCGCCUGCUAUUGUUGCUGCUCGGGCAGCCCUUGCACGCACAGCUCUUGUGAAGUCCCUCCGUCCCCAGCCCCUGCCUGCAAAGAUGGUAGCCAUCGCAAUGCUCGGAAUGGCAGCAAACAUCCCUCUAGGGGUGUGGCGUGAGCACACCAAGAAAUUCUCCCCUCAGUGGUUUGCAGCCGUCCAUGCUGCCGUUCCAUUCAUCGCAAUGCUGAGGAAGUCUGUCAACAUGCCCAGGACCGCGAUGGCAUUCACCAUAGCAGCCUCCAUCGUCGGCCAGACUAUCGGGUCGAGGGCCGAGCGCAUCCGCCUGAAGGCUCUGGCUGCAAAGAGCACCGCCGAUCCCACCGCCACAAACACCACUAUGUAUCCGAACAAGAACGGCAACUGCAGCGAUGCUGAGGGCAAGGCAUGGGAUCCUCUCGCGCUGAAGAUGGCUGGCUCUGCUUCUACCGGCGCUCCGGCACCAACGCCUAGCAUGUGCUUCUAACUGCACCGGGCACUGCGGCUAUACAAAACUAUUUCACCUAUUUAACCGUGUAUUUAAUUUGCCUUGUAUUAGUUUGCCUUGCCUAUACAAACCGGGUGUUUGACAGUUUGGAGCGAGACAAGUGGAAUAAGGUGCUAUAAUAAUAGUACCAUGUCUUGUUACCCUGUGAAUGGUUUCCAGUCAGUUAAUGCAUCUGUAAUUGAUGCUGUAUCACAACAAUUAUAUUAUGUGUUUGUCCUUUGAAAAAUAUGUUAUAAUCGUGUUUGAAACUC
Molecule: messenger RNA, 1632 nt
Organism: Brachypodium distachyon (stiff brome)
Lineage: Eukaryota; Viridiplantae; Streptophyta; Magnoliopsida; Poales; Poaceae
Exons: 4
Coding region: 251-1360 (369 amino acids)
Cellular component (GO): chloroplast
Source: RefSeq, a predicted model, not a curated record